Botrytis cinerea B05.10 is the source of this 1671-nucleotide messenger RNA. RefSeq lists its product as hypothetical. Gene Ontology annotation, molecular function: dioxygenase activity; zinc ion binding. The transcript has 2 exons. Gene Ontology annotation, biological process: DNA repair; DNA alkylation repair. The coding region runs from base 226 to 1590 and encodes 454 amino acids. NCBI's taxonomy places the organism in Eukaryota, Fungi, Ascomycota, Leotiomycetes, Helotiales, Sclerotiniaceae. The record is from RefSeq and is a predicted model, not a curated record. Gene Ontology annotation, cellular component: nucleus.
GCUACUUUAUAUAUGUGGGAUUGGUGCGAUUGUUUCUGCUGGCAUCCACAAGCAUCCGCAAACCUUUGCAAGCUUGCAACUUAUUGUUAGUCCUAUUGGCAAUACGCAGUGAGAUAGAAUUCCCUAAAUUCCGGCGCGCUGUUCACCAAGGAGCACGACUAGCUAGCUAUAGGUGACCUCGAUUUCUGAUCAAACACUAAACCGGAAGAACAAUUCGUCACUAUUAUGGAUGCCUUUUUAUCCAGGAAAAAGCGAAAGCUUUCUGUCUCUUCUCAGUCACCGCUGAAGUCAAACGCAAAUGACAGCAUUGAAAAUCUCUAUGUCCCAGAUGAUGAAUCUACGGAUUUUAAGCUGGCGCUAUUGUCAUCUCUGCACCCUGAGGUCGAACAGGGCGUUCUUCUUGAAAUGUUACUUGAACAUGAAGGUGAUGUUGAGAAAGCCUCAAAUUUCAUGUCUAAUUCGGAUACUCCCUCUUUGCCUAUGCCCAAGAAGCCAUCGGCCACGGUAGGAUAUCAAAGUUCUCUUUCUACAUUUAUCUCGAGUGAGAACUCGAUAAAGCGAGUCAAGCCUUUGUCUAGAAAAGGGAAGACUCUUCAUUUAUAUUCUCCUGAAGAUGUCGCAGCUCACACUCCAUGUUCUAUUAUACAUAACUUCCUACCGGCGGAAGAGGCCAAUACGCUACUUGAGGAAUUGUUAAACGAAGCAGCAACUUUCGAAAGGAAUACCUUUAAACUAUUUGAUAAUGUGGUCACGAGUCCCCAUACGGCUUGCUUUUACGUUGAAAAUUUGGAAGAGCAAAGGGCUCAGAAGACUGAGUAUAUUUACAAUGGUGGCCUACUAACAGAUGUACGUCAACUUACUCCACAAAUGAGAAUAGUGUCGCCUAAAGUUCAGGAUGCUGUCAAUUCAGAAGUCGCAACACGAAUCUUAAAACACUAUCCUAACGGCCAGAAGCUUAAAUACCAAUCAUCGGACACAUGGAAGCCGAAUGCAGCUGUCGUCAACUGCUAUAAAGGUGGUGCAGAGAGUGUGGGAUACCAUAGUGACCAGCUCACUUACCUUGGACCACGAGCUGUCAUAGGAUCGAUAUCUUUGGGUGUGGCACGUGAAUUUCGUGUUCGAAAAAUAGUCGCUCAAGAGUCAGAAUCGAAAGAGAAAAGCAAGGAGUCUUCAGAUGCCGAAGGCCAAAUAGCUAUCCACCUACCACACAACUCUUUGUUGAUCAUGCAUGCGGAAAUGCAAGAAACUUGGAAACAUAGCAUCGCACCAGCACAAGCCAUUGAUCCUCAUCCAAUCUCUGGGAACCGACGAAUCAAUAUUACUUACAGAGAUUAUAAAGCUUUGUUACAUCCCAAAUUUACACCAAAAUGCACAUGUGGUGUACCUACAGUAUUGAGAGUUGUACAAAGAAAGAAGGAGAAUUUAGGCCGAUACUUCUGGAUGUGCUACGCUGGAAAUGCUCCCGGAAAAGAAGGCUGCACGUAUUUUGAAUGGGCUGAAUUUGACGACGAUGGUAAUCCGACCUGGCACGAUAAAAUAAAAGCUGAGGCAAAUAUCGGUAACCAAAAGAUUGAUAAAGGAAGCUCUUGAUCUGGAAACUUCCUGGUAGCCUGAACUGCAGCACGUCACGCUUAAUCUUCGGCAAAAUAACAAACCUUAAUGUUGCGUAUA